CCUUUAUAAGUAAUCUUGCUGCCAGGAAUACCAUCACACUGAUUCAAAGGUUGUUUCUGGUUUCAGGUGGUUCAGUACAUUUUGGUUAAAUCGUACAAUUGUUCAAGACAAAACCAAAAAAGUCUUCAUCACAAAAGAGAUUAUCUUAUUGACAAGUGAAUAUCACAGUGAAGUCAAGCCUGAGUAGUAAUAAAAUAUCUUUUUCCACAAGUAGAAGAAAUGAGGACUGACAGAGCUUCUGAAAUAAUAAGACUUUUAGGGCAGACAAGCAUUCCAUCAUCUGAAAAUAUCAGUGCUCUCUCCUUGAACAGAACAGACUGUACGCAGGUUGUGGUACCAGAAGAAGUCUUUUUCACAAUUGCUGCUGUUGGAAUACUGGAAAACCUACUUGUCCUUAUAGCUGUGAUCAGGAAUAAGAAUCUCCACUUGCCCAUGUACUUUUUUAUCUGCAGCUUAGCAGUUUCAGAUAUGCUGGGUAGUCUGUACAAAACUCUGGAAAAUAUCUUGAUUAUUUUAUGCAAAAUGGGGUAUUUGAAGCCUCGUGGAGACUUUGAGACCAAGAUGGAUGAUGUCAUAGAUUCCAUGUUCAUUCUUUCUUUACUGGGGUCAAUAUUCAGCUUGCUAACUAUUGCAGCUGACAGAUAUAUAACUAUCUUCUAUGCAUUGCGAUACCAUAACAUCAUGACACUGAAGCGUGCAUUAAUCAUCCUGGCAGCAAUCUGGACCUUUUGUGCUGGAAGUGGCAUUGCCAUUGCCAUUUUCUCCCAUGAAACAGCUGUAGUAAUUUCUUUCACUAUCCUGUUCCCUUUGAUGUUAAUUUUUAUAUUAUGCCUCUAUAUCCACAUGUUUCUGCUUGCACGAUCACAUGCCAAAAAAAUUGCUUCACUGCCUACUAGUACAGUUCACCAGAGAACAAACACGAAAGGGGCCAUUACAUUAACUAUUUUCCUUGGUGUUUUUCUUUUCUGCUGGGCACCCUUUGUUCUUCACAUCCUUCUUAUGCAGUUUUGCCCACACAAUCCUUACUGUGCUUGUUACAUGUCAAUUUUUCAAGUGAAUGGUACACUCAUCUUGUGCAAUGCUGUCAUUGAUCCUAUGGUCUAUGCAUUCCGAAGUCCAGAAUUACGGAGUACAUUUAAGAAAAUGUUCUGUUGCACCAAGUCAAAUUGGAAGUAGUGCAUUCUGAUUUAAAAUAAAGUCUAUAAAAUUAAGCCUACGGUGCAGUGCAUAAUGUUGAUAAGAAUAAGGUUUGGAGUUACAGCCACCAAAAAAGACCCCAAUCCUGCUUAGAUUUAUGCAUUUAUUUAAUUUUAUGUCCUACAGAUAAUCUAAUUGGCUUCAGAAGACCAUUCAAACUGCAAAAAGUUAGUCAAGUGCAUUAAGUCUUUGCCAGAUCAGUGUUCAAGAAAUAUCAUUUGUUAUCAUGAUCUCUCUCAUGCCAUUUUUUAAAGAAAAUUUAGUAAUCCAGUCUAAAAGUGAGUGGGCUUUAAGCACCUAAUUAAUUUCUAAAAGAUACUAAACUAAAUUUAAUUCUAGUGAACUAAUCUGCAUCAUUGCAUGACAGAUGAGUUUAAAUUAAUUCUUUUUGCUCAGUACUCUCAGGUAAAAAAGAUUCAUAACAUUCUCCCAGUAAAAUAAAUAGGAAAAAUAACUUUAAAUAUAGAUUACAAUUUUUUUCUAACCUGCACAUUUCUAAUCAGAUAACAUCCACUGAUAUUUCAACUAACGAUGAUUGAUACCAGGAAAGGUGUUACAUUAGACUUGCCCAGUUCAUAUGCUCAUUUGCCAAUAUUGAAGACAGAAUACUGGGCAAGAUGGACCAUUGAUCUGACCCAGUAUGGCUCUUUUGUUCUUAUGUUCACUGUGAAGCAGUACACACAGGCACAUGACUAGAUUUUGUUGGACUUGGUCUCCGCUCUCUCUCUCUCUCUCUCUCCCUUUAGCUAAUUUCAAAAGACACUGACCAGUUGGGUUUAAUGUAAAAAAUGUCACUUGAAGAUCAUCCAUAGUAGAAGGUAUUUGGAUUCUAAGGUAUUUUUGGGCAAAGUUAUAUAUAUUUGAAAACAGGGAUUUAGUAUAAAUGUAUCUUUUAAUUUUUAACUGCAGUAUCAUGUUGCUCUCGAAUAUUGUUUUGCUAAAGGUAGGAGAUGGCUGCCAUCAAUCAAAGGGCUGCUAAAAUUCACUUCUUUUGUACUAGAUAGAUUUUGUAUACAUUUUUUAAAAUAAGCAAGACUACAUUUAAGACACCUAGCAUAUCAUCUGUUUCUUCUAAUGAAAACCAUGCAUUAAAGCCCCAAAAUGUUAACUGCUCAAGUCAAAGGUGGGCAACCUUGUUGUGAGGAGUGGGAUAAUUUAUAGACAGAAAUAUCAUGAGGGAACAAGUAAUGGAGGCAGUUGCCAAACUCAUAGAUGGCCAAGUGGAAUUAAAAAAAGAAAUAGCACAAAAGAUGGAGACUGCAAAAAAAAAAAAAAAAGAUAGAGUAGCUGAAGAUUUUAAAAGAAGAAUCAAAGCAAUCUCAAGAGAUUCCCAGAAAGUUGUUUGCAACCAGACAGAAAAUCACUAUUGGGGAAGCAAUAACAAAUUUCCUGGGUAAGGUUGAAACUUAACUUCAAAUUUCCUAAUCUAGAAUUAUUAAAAUAGAUCUUUGAGGUGACUGGCAACAUGUUUACCAUGGACCAAAAUGUUCUCCAAGAAGUUUUGGCCACCUUGGGACACCCUAACAGCAACAACAAAUUAAUGAGUUAAAACAACAGCUGGAGAAGGAAUUCACAGAAUUACAGACCAUGGAGGAAGUCCUAAUCAGAGAACUUAGAUAAAACAGGAUAUUAACAACAGUUUUUCAGCUUGCAAUCUAUAGAGGCCAUAAAGUACGAAGUUUAGUUCUCUCAGAUCCAAUAACCUACUACUUUUAAAAGAAACAAUUCCUAUUAUGGAAAUGUGUUUGGUUUACAUCAAACUUGUAGCCUAAAUGAAUGGCCAGAAAGAUGAACAGCCGGAGUUCCAGCAGCUAACUUGAUUGGCCAAGCUUUUACGAAAAUGAAGAAAAUAGGACAAGUCACCCAAAUUUGGUACUAACACUUAAUGUACAGCUCAGAGCCAGCCAUCUGUCCAAGCUGUUCAAGACACACAAAAAAGGUAGACCAAAGAAAAGAGAGAGACCACCUGAAUGGGCUGAGAAACUUCAGGAAUCUUGCUUUCUUGACACAUUCAGCUUCUAUAAUGGACCUUCAGAAUAAAUUUGCAAUGAAUAAAUAUGUAGCUGGUCAGCUACAUGUGGACGUACUUAUCAAGAUCAGAGAAAGAAGGCCAAAGACACUUCAACAGGUUAUGGGAUUUGCCAUAGAAUGUCAGCAUUUUUCCUGAAGAACCCCAACAAUAAAGGAAGCAGACGGUAGUGAAGAAAAUGAAAUGUGAUCACCAUGCACUGUAACCUCAAACAGGGAUUUCCAGAACAGCUAGCAAGAAACAUCCUCUGCACCAAUGAGGGAAAUAUUAGAUGAGCUGGAUAAGAUCAAAGGACUGCUGCAUCUCUGAACUUAGAAGGAAAUAAGUUGCCUGGGGAGGGUGAAGGCUGUGCUUUAGACUGCUGUUUACCCUACAAGAAGCUGCUACUCUACAAAUCAGUGGAGGAAACUGAGUCAUAGCUGCACUCAGGGCUACUUCCAUUACAUGAUGCACCAGGAAGAGCAAGUUCUAUGGGCCUGCUGCUUAAUCCCCAUCCCCUGCCAGAGGAGCAAGUUUUAACUCUUCUUCCAACUGUGUGUCAGGAGAGGUGAGCAAGUACAAAUGGCACAGUAAUUGGCUGGUGUACAUGGAUAAUGCCAGACUACACCACUACUCCAACAAAGAAAAGACUAGAGAACUCAGUCACAACUAAUUCCCUGGACUCUUCCUGCUGCGAUGUCUGGUCAGCAUGUAUGCCAGUAUAAGGACAAAAAUCAAGUGCCUUUUCAUAGCGAUAAUAGAGCCUGCAUCCAACCUAAAAAUGAGACAAAUCAUGAUGUGAAGUACUACUCAGCAUGAAGAAAGGUUUUGUAGAAUUGGCUUCUACAUCUAUUUAUUUUAAACUUACCACAUCCCAAAUAAAUGUGAUACUGAACUAACCUUUUCUUUAACAUACUCUUAAAUCUAUUACACUCAUUUACAUUUUGAGCUUGGCUUUCCAAAAGUCUAGCCCUGCAAUCUGCAACCUGUAUAGACUGUGAGCUGGAUCCAGCCUACCAAGUCAUUUGAUCCAGCCCACAGACAUGUGGCUUCAGCAACAUUUGGUAGUGGGGAAGUUCACCAGGGGUCACUCACCCCUUGCUGCUGUGGGAGGAAGCAGCAACUCCGGAUCUUCCCCUGCUUCUAUAGAUGCAGUGAUUGGGUCCUAUGGCAUUUAUAAAUGUGCUGGGGGUGGGGGGCGGACCAGUUGCUUUAAUUAGAGUGGCUCUGAAAGCAACUCUAAUUAAAGCACCUGGAGCAUCUCAUGUAUCAGUGUCCCCAUGCUGAAAAAUGGUGACAGGGGUGCUUUAACUUAAGCUCAUCAUUAUGGCACAUCAGAACAACCUCUGCUUGUGCAUAGGUGCCCCUAGUGCCUAUCCACCCAGCUGUUAAUGACCCACCUGAGCUGGGUGAUUCCAGUCUAUAACCUGAAAAAAGUUGCCAACCACUGGUCUAGCCCAUUAAUAGCAAUGGAUAUUUAAAUGUACGAAAUGAAGGACCAGGCCAGAAGAUUUUAUUCAUUAUCUUCUGAAUCUAUCAAACAAGAAGUUAUUAGUCAUUUUCUAAACAAAUAAAACAAAUUGGCUAAUCUUAAUACUUCCUAUGGCAAGAGUCCUCAAGAAAUAGAGCUCAUGGAGGAAACUCCUAAUGAGUUUUGAUUGCUUAGUCUACAUACACUCUGUUGUUUCCGCUAACCUAUGUACAUGCAAUAGGCUUGAUUUUCACCUCAUACAUCACUGUAAAAUUCAUAUGGUUCUCCUGACAGUGGCAGCAGAAUCCUAUCCUAUCCUUAACCAACUGUUCAUAUUGUGUCUUCCAUUCUGUCUGUGUAACUCUCAGAAGAAAUCAAAAAUACCACAAAAUACUUAGUCUAGGUUCUUCCUUCCAUCCUCAUCACCGAGUUUACAAGGUUUCUCACUACCUUGUAGAGUUUUUGUGAAUCAGUUUACUAUUAUUAAUUAAAGCCACUGGGCUUUUGCGUCACUCCAUCCCCUGUUGCUAUCUCCUGUGCCAGGGCUGGGAAAAGAACUGAAGAGCUGUGAAUUCCCCAAGGUCCUCCACUGUCUGUUUUUAUUCAGAGGGAAUGCAGCACAACAGAUUGUGUGGCCCAGUAUGGUUCCAGGGGAAUUUGAUGAUAACCAGUGAAAGCAUCUAGUUAAAUGGAAGCAUGUGCUAGACAAGCAAUAAGCAGUAAAGAUCCUUGUUUGAAAAUAAUUCUUGUCAUAAUAAAUAUUAGGACAGCUAAAAGGGCCAGCUCUCUUAAAUUGCAAGACAAAUGUAAAAACAUGUAGCAACUUAGAAUUUAGGUUUUUGCCAGAGCCACUUUAAGUGCAUGUCUCAACUUCUGAUUUAUUCCAUCAUCUUUAUGAGGCAAGGGGGGGUUUGUUUGGGGGUUUGUUUUGUUGGGGAGUUUUUUUGGUUGUAUCUUUUAUUGGAUCAACUGUAUAUUGGGAAAGGUGUUGUACAAGCUUUCACGCACAAAAACCCCUUCUUCAGGUCCAUCGUUUUUAGUUAGUUUUAACUUUGGACAAAUAAAUUCUCUCAUAGAUCCAUAAAUUACCUUAUCCUUUGGACUUUCUUAACACAACUUAAUGUACAACCCUAUAUUAAAAAAUGAGUUGUUUUUGUUUGAGGGGGGAUGCAUGUAACCAUAAUUCAUAUAAGAUUAAAUAAAGUUAAGUACAUUUAAUUUAGAUAAGCUUAAACAAUUUGCAUAAGUUAAAUAUCAACUGUCUUUAAUGAUCUGCUUCUAACACCCUUGUAUUAAGUCAAGACUAGACCUGGGUGAACAGUGUUGAAAAACUUCAGUGAAUUUAGUCCUUCUUUCUAUUUACCAUAGAAAUAACCAUAAAUUGUUCAGUGAAAUCUUCUGGGUUUUUUGUUCAUUAUCAGAAAUUAUUUGAGAAACUCUGUGCAAACAUACUUCAACCUAUACAAUGUUCUUUGGUUGUUGGUUAUUUGUGCUGUGUAGCUAAUCAUCUGAGUUGCACGGGGUGCAUACACAAGUACUAACUUUCUGACAGUUAAGCUGGCUUAACCUUCAUAGCAUAAAUGCAUAUGUAGAGCAGAGUCAGCUUAAAUGAGGCACCAGAUAAUACAACUCCAAGGUGUAUUAUCUUGAGCUGCAUUAGUUAAGUCAACCUAGCUCACAAGUUGGCUGCCACUAUGUCAAGAAGCUGUACUUGUGUACAGCCUGAUGUGGCUUACCUUAAGUCGGCUUAGUUAAGUGUACUCAUUUUAAGUCAGGUUAGUAUGUGCGUACGUACCCCUGGUUUUGUUUCUACUCCGUGACAAGAUGGCAGAAACAGCUACAAACAGGAGUUAAAUAAAAGAUUUCAAUACCAACUUGUGAAGACCUCUUGCAUGAGCCUCCACAUUUGCCAGUGUUGCUGAAUUUGGCUGAAGGUAAGACAUUUACCACUUUGUCUGGAGUUCAUUUUCUAUCAUGAGAAUAAGUGAACCUUCACAAGCAUUUUUUUAAAUAUUUAUUUAUUGCUUCUAAGACCAGAGGUCCAUUAUAAUCACCUGGUUUGACUUUUGUCUAACACAGGUCAUAGAACCUUACUGAGUAAUUUCUGUAGCAGGACUCUGACUUUUAUGCCCUUUUCUGUAAACAGUUGGGUUUCAGCAAGCACUUGCUACAGCUCUUUCUGUAGCCUGUCAGCACAGCAUAUUAAUAAGGUCUUGAUCAUACAACACUGAUGCAGCAGAGUAUUUAACUCAAGUGCUUAACUUGAAGUGUGUGAGCACUGUCCAAAUGAUUUCCAAGACUAUUUCUUUAUAUAAAGAUAAACAUAUGCUUCAGUUCCAGUUACCUAGUCAUAUGGAUUGGGGCCUAAAAAGGCUUUAAUGAGGUUGGUGAACAGUAGGUACACACAUGCUACAGAAAUCCUGUGAAACCAGCAGAAAUAAAUAAAUAAAAAUGCUUUCAAGUGAUUGGACUGCAGACAGAUAGCAUAUAUUGUGAAUACACUAUUGCUAUUAACCAAAGAAGGCAGCAUUAUUAAAAAUAAGUUUUAAAGUACCUCUCUAGUUUCAUCCACCAUCAUUUUUUUUUCUGUAGGAAAUAUGUGGAUCACAGUCUACAUUCAGUACAGUUUCCAUGGCCCAGAAAAAAAUGUUUUUCUAUUGAAAAUACAAAUAUAAUUUACUGGUGCCUUUCACAAUAAAGCAUAGUUAUUAUACUGUGCAUUUUAAGUGGAGGGGCAGAUUAGUGAAAGAGUCAAACUAGAAAUAAAAAACUACAACAUCCGUAGCAGAAGACUGCUUCAAUUGCAGCCUAUGCAGCAGGAAACUGCCAAAGACAGAGGGGUCCAUUGAUGAAUAAUCAGCAACCUUUUGAAUCCCUUUAGCAACUUGUGACUCUAAUAGACCUUAACAUAUAGCAGAAACCAAGUUCAUAAAAUAAUAUUUUCAGAAAUGAGUCUUACAGUAAACAAGAAGAAUUAAUUUUACGUUAUGAAAAUAACUUUUAGAAAUACUACCAGUUUUGCUGGCAUAUUAUAAAAAUGUGGAUUUUAGUAACCAAGCUAUUGGGUUUUUUCCUCCCUCUCUCAUAUAUUUCAAGGGGAGGAAAUGACUUCGCAUAGACUUAGAAAACCCCAGGAGGAGAGAUUUGGUACUAAAAGCUCCCUGUCCAUCUGUCUCUGUCUUGUCUUUGACAAUACACUUGUUACACUUUUGUUAAGCUGCAUGCCAGUCUGUACAUAUGCAUUUUUAGGACACUUGCCCUUUCUAAUUACUUCACCUUUACAAGUCAAAGUAUAACAACUGAAUGCUGCUAUUGAAGUGAUUGUAUUGACAUUAUUAUUGAUUACAAAAGCACUGGGUUUAAAUAUCACCACGUUCUAGAGUUAUUUUCCAUUCUUCCUUCUUGCACAGCUCAUGACUAUCUGGCAGCAUAGUUUAAAAGUUUUUCUAAGCAACCAGAAUGGUUGGAAAACGUAUUAUUUUUAAAUGAAAACAUUCAUUCUCUUGCAAACACUGUAAAUUCAAGAAAUUCACAUGGGGAAAAAAACUUUAGUAUUUCACAGAAUGAUUUAUAACAGACUUCAGACUGGCUCAGCAGAAAAAAAUACCAACCUAGCAAAGCCUUACCUGAUCUAUCAGCCAAGUUAUUGGAAAUUUAACAAAUUUCCGUAAAGUUGAUUGCAAAAUGCUUGAACUUUAAAAUCCAAUUGGCAAUGGUUAUUUCAGUUCAGUGAUAAAGACAUUAAAUUGUAUUUGAUCUGUCUUCAACAGACACUUCUAAGAAUUAUAUGAGUUUCAGAGGACAUGGAAUUCAUUAAGCAAGUUACAAAUGACAGGGAAAUGUGAAAAUUGUUCUUAAACAAGUUAGAAAAAGACAGCCUACCCAUUACCAUUCUGCAAAUCUUAAUAUCCUACUCAAUCUCCCUUAUAUUGCAUUCUCUUUUAUCAAUCUAGUUAUUACAUAGAGUGUAUUUUAUUUAAACUCAUUCAUUGUUGUGCUCCUAGCUACUUCAGGAUUUAUACUGUAGAGCACAUUCUGUAUGUCUAUUUAAUGUUCGUAAAAUCAAUUUGUCUAGGUGUUUCAUGCUUUGAAGAAGUGCUGUUUUCUAUUAAGCAGGCGUUCCAAGCUUACAGACUCAAACUAAUAUUUUAAGAAUGGAGUUAGUACCUAAAUCACUGAUGCUAAUUGUUGCCACUGGGCGUGUCUACACAUGUGCUUUAAUGUUCAGUAGCCUAAUUUUACUGUGCAUUACAGCAUCAUGGCAAAAACCAUGCUAAUGCGCAGUAAUAUUAGGCAUUAAGCAUCGCAUAUGUUUUCACUACUGCACAUUAGGGCGGCCUAAUGCGCAUUUAAGUAGUACCUCACAUUAGAGGUACUAAAUGUAAUGUGCAGUAGUGAAAGCACAUUAAUGAACUUGUAGAUGUACCCACACACUUUUAAAAAUAAUGACUUAAGCUCCCUCUUCUUCCAUUUCUCCAUUUUUGAAGCUGUAGUAGUUGCUGUACUAUCUUACAGUGAUAUUGGGAGAUAUAAUACAUUUAUGUUUACAAACUUUUGAAAUUCUCAGAAAGUGCUAUAAAAUGCUAAUUAUCAUAUUGGAGCUGGUCGAAAUUUGUUUUCACCAGAUGUAAAGUCUGUAAUGUAAGGUUCAUAGUCUUUCCAGAAAUGGAAUAUUCAAAUAAAAUUAAAAAAAAUGAUUUGGAUCUUGGAUUUUUCUAGCCCUACCAUAUCGCAUUCCUUAGCAUUUCAUUGGGUGCCGCUAAUUCUUUACCAGCAAUUUUUUAAAUUAUUUGUCUUACCAGGUACUGUUUUGCUUCAGCCUUCUUUCCAUUUCUUGCCUCACUAUUAAACCUUGCUUGACUGUUAAACUCUAUCCAGCUACCUGUUAUUAUCAUUAUCAUAAAUUCACUUCAAUUUUCUAACUAACUGACAUUUUCUUCAAAAGGUCAUUUGUAACACACUGUGCUCCUCAUAUUCCCUGUUUUGACUUUCUAAAGGUCUGUGGAGACUAAUGCUACACUUACCUUAUUUACUCAUUAUGUUGUCCACUGGAUCUUUGAUCUUCCCCCAGUCGAUAUCCCAGUCUGUCUCCAUUAAUACAUUCUUAUUGUAUGAACUUCCUUUUCUUCAACCCCUUCUCAUUAGGCUCCACAUGUGUUCAUUCUAAAUACAUUUCCAAUGUGUUGCUUAAAAUGUUAUGGCUAAGAUAAUUACUUAAUGAAUAUGACUGGUUUACUGACACUGUAUAAUAUAUGCUACAGAAAAAAAUACAUUGAACCAAAGGAGUUAGGCAUGUCCCAUGUCGAAAACUAUGCUCUUCAAAACCCUAGUUAUGCAGUUGCCUAAACUCCAUAGACAAGGUAAUAUUUGACAUUCAUUAUGGUUCACUGAACACCUGAAGUUCUCUUUCUGGGCCUGCCCAGAAGCACCUCAGGUUUGGUAGUAAUGAGCAGCUCAAAACCUCCGCUCCAACAAGAUUCACAGACUAGAUAUUCUUGCGCUUACCUUGCCUGAGGCACUCAGUCUGGUAUGCAUUCUCAGAACACACUUACCUGAUAAAACUACUGUAUGCACCUAAGACAGUGGCAGCUGCUGUCAAAUCUCACGUACUGGUAGUGGUGUCAGCAGAAGCAUCAGUAUCCCCCCUUUAUAAAGUUUCCUAAUGGUCACAGCACUCACCAGGUGGAAAGACUCAAACUACUCACUCCCACCCCCCAAUCUUCCAUCUCCCGUCUCCUACCAGCAAGACAAAGAAGCAACAAAAAGCGUUGUAUCUUAGGAGUAUGAGAAAGACUAAGGGGAGUUUAGGGAGGGCAAUUUGAUAACUGAUGAUUAUAGAGAAGGCUGAAGUGUUUAAUGCCUUUCUAUUUCCAUCUUCACAAAAAAAGGUCAACUGUCAGAUGACAAGCACAGUUACCAGUGAGCAUAAAGAAGUGGUUAAUCAGCCUUGAGUAGAGAAGAAACACAGAGAUUACUUAGAGGAAUGUUUUUAAAUCAUAAGGGCCAGUUGAGAUUCAUCCGAGAAUACUGGAGGACCUGCCUAAAGUAACUUCAGAGCCAUUAGCUAUCAUCUUUGAGAACUCACAGCAGUUCCACUCAGGCCCAUAAGACUGGGAAAUAGCAAAGGAGACGCGUCCCAGGAAAUUAUUAAUCAAUCACCCUAGCUUCAUUACCUGGAAAGAAACUGAAGCAUAUCACUAAGGUAUUACCUAGGAUCUCCCAGUGUCAAUCCUCGCCCACUUCCCACCCCACCUCCUCCCACUGCAAAUUAGCAGUGUGGCAAAUUGGUGCACAUGCAAAUAUGUAGCACAGCGAACAGAUUAACGUGUGCCAUGUAAGUUUGAUAUGGUGCCUCAAAAGGCUUUGAGGUGCUGCAAACCACAUGUUCCCACUCAUGGGGACGUGGUCCUAGGGCCUGACUCUGAUCUUGUUUUACUCCAGUUAAUCAGGUGUCAAUUGUGAAACCACAGUGGAAUUGCACAGAUGUGAAACUGAUGAAAGGGACAAGAGUUACGAUCCUCUUGUUUGGUGCAAGCUGCUCAAAUGAAACUCAUGUCACCACAUAGAAAGAAAAUGUGAGACAAUCCAAAAAGGUACAUUUAAAUGGUACAGCCAUGUUGCAUGACUAAUUUUUUAACUGCUUACGUAGCUGUGCUCAGGAGUUAAAAGUGAAUGUAUAUGCCUCUAAAUAUUUCCACUGGCCAACAUUUCAUUAGGGAUGAAUUUACAGACCUUUAGCACAUGUAUCAGGAAACAGCUCUUCCAACUGCUGAUGAAGCAAAAUGUUGUCAGGGUAAUAUUUAGGAACCUUGAUUUAGGAAGAAGGAUGCUGUUUGCUUGCAUGUUUACUACUGACUAUUUAGUGCUAUACACUCUGGUGUUGCUGUUUAUUUUGCUCUCUUGGUUAACUAUAUUUUUUUUAAACUGGCAGAGAUGCUCCAGGUGGUCAUUGCCUGACAUUUUAUAAAUUUAAAUAGAUGUUGGUUUGUUAUGUGCCUGGAUGAAUAGCUAAGUAAAUUAAUGUAAGUAGUGUAGCAAACAUAGCAAUCUACAUGGAGAGAAGCAGAAUGAUGAGUGAAAUAGGAAAAACAGUAUAUGACAGCUUGGGGAAUGUGUCUGUGUCACCUUGAUUCAUUUCAUUUUUGUUUGUAAAUAUAGAAUGAUAAAAUCAUUGAAAAUUAGGGUUGGAAGAGACAUCGGGAGGUCAUCUAGUCCAACCUCCUGCUCAAAGCAGGACUGUCCCCAACUAUAUCAUAGUAUAAUUUAUUAUACUCUGAAUUUUGGAUUAAAACUUUCCUUAUGUGUCUGAUUCUACUGUGUUGAGAGGCAGCUGGAACUGAUAUGUGCCUAUAACUGAUUGUAAUACCUAACAAGCCAGGAAAGAUGUUUCUCAUGUUAGGGAAAGCUAACAUAGAAGGAGUGAUCUGGCUCUCAAGGACAAUUUGUCUGCUGUUGACUGACUGAUUCUACCACCCGUCCUGAAACAAGGGGGAUUUUCCAUAUUAAUUCAGCAUAGCUGAAGCAUGGGGUCCUAUACUGAGACUCACGACCAAGACUGUUGAGCAAAUGGACAUAGGGGGCUGAUCAUCAUAAGCAGCAAGAGAGCCCUGUUGCAGGGAACGCAAGGGAGUUUCCACCUAAACAGAGCAAAGGCAGUUCUAAGACUCAAAGUACAUGGUGAGGAGUACAAUGGUGGGUACUAUGCAUACAUAUUUGUUGUUUUUCCUUAGAUCUGCAACUCUUGUACACUUUUUAGAAUAAAGUGUGUGUAUAUUUACUGAG
Molecule: messenger RNA, 12458 nt
Organism: Alligator mississippiensis (American alligator)
Lineage: Eukaryota; Metazoa; Chordata; Crocodylia; Alligatoridae
Gene: MC2R
Product: melanocortin 2 receptor
Exons: 4
Coding region: 220-1176 (318 amino acids)
Biological process (GO): G protein-coupled receptor signaling pathway
Cellular component (GO): membrane
Molecular function (GO): corticotropin receptor activity
Source: RefSeq, a predicted model, not a curated record